Molecule: messenger RNA, 1170 nt
Organism: Didymodactylos carnosus
Lineage: Eukaryota; Metazoa; Rotifera; Eurotatoria; Philodinida; Philodinidae
Source: the annotation of a GenBank genome assembly
AUGGAUACGAUAAAAGACGCGAUUAACACGCUUGUUGGUCGAAAACCAUCUGGACCAAAAAUUCGUUAUGCUGUCGUCGGUGGUGGACAUAUCAGUCAACAUGCAUUUAUGCCCGGCAUCGGUCAGACAUCAAAUUCUGUGAUGACCGUUCUAGUUACGGGCGACGAUGAAAAAGCAGAUACGUUGGCUGAAAAAUACAAUUUGAAAAGUUACAAAUAUAAUGAAUUCAAUAAGUUAUUGGAUGCGGAUGAGUGUGAUGCACUUUAUAUAGCGACACCGAAUGGACGUCAUCGAGAAUUUGCCGUACCCGCACUUGAGAAGGGUUAUCAUUGUCUUUUGGAAAAGCCAAUUGAAGUUACGGAAGAAGAUAGUCAGGCGAUUUUAGAUGCACAGAGAAAAAGCGGAGCAAAAUUAAUGAUUGCCUAUCGCCUUCAUUGUGAACCGGGGACAUUGGAUAUCAUUGAACGAGUCCGAAAUGGAGAUUUUGGAGAUCCGAGAAUUUUCUCAUCAAUUCACACACAAAAUUUAUUGGAAGAAAAUCAUCGAGCAAAAUUUGGAUUCGAUUCAGGCCCGAUUCCUGAUAUGGGAGUUUAUCCUAUUAAUGCUGUUCGAAAUCUGUAUAGUAUGGAACCAAUUGAAGUUUCAGCUGUUGGUUUUAAAACUCCGGGACGAACGGGAUUGAAUAUGGAACAUGAUACGAUUAACGUCACACUUCGAUUUCCUCAAGAAAGAGUUGCUCAAUUUACCGUUGGUUAUUCACAAUCAGCUAGCGGUUAUUAUAGACUAGUUGGAACCAAAGGCGAAAUUACAGUUGAUCCAGGCUAUUCCUAUGGUCCGGGAGUUAAAAUUUCGUAUAACACAAAAAUCGAGGGCAAACAUGGUUCAAAAACGUUUCCCGAAGUCGACCAGUUCGGUGGUGAAACUGAAUAUUUCUCGGAUUGUAUUAUAAAUAAUAUUGAACCAGAACCAAAUGGAGAAGAAGGUCACAUGGAUAUACGUGUGGUGUGUGCUAUCAAACGAGCUUUGGAAACAGGAAAAACACAAAAACUUGAACCAAGAGAACGUUUACGGCGACCAGUCGCAGCCGAUCAAGCAAAGAAACUCUCGUUGGCUUCUAGACCAAACGAUGCAAUUGGUCGAGAUUCAAAACCACCACAUCCAAAAUCAUAA